Podarcis lilfordi (Lilford's wall lizard) is the source of this 387-nucleotide messenger RNA. Lineage: Eukaryota; Metazoa; Chordata; Lepidosauria; Squamata; Lacertidae. The record is from the annotation of a GenBank genome assembly.
AUGCCAUUCCUGAUACACUUCCGGAUAGCCCAGCUUACGCACAGGUCGUUCUGGAGAGCCCGCCCGCCUCUUUCCCAGGCUGAGGAUCUUCCGGGCACCCCUGCCACCCUCUUUAGCGACUCUCAGUUUACAAGGGCUGGUACUAGCUCUUGGUCCGGGUCGGCGGCAGUGCAGACUAGGUCCUGGGCUCGCUCAGCAGCGAUCCUCAGAGCCGAAGUAGGGCGGCUGUGCAGAGGUCGACCUGCAGUAAUAACCCGAUCGCUUCUAGUUCCUUUACAGAAUAAGCAGCCCAGGGUUCAGCUCCCGGAAUCGGGCACAUUGUCGGUGGGCGAGAAGCAGCAGCAGGAGGAGGAGCUGUUGGGAUAUGAGUGCUCACCAGCUGCAUGA